Messenger RNA from Aquila chrysaetos chrysaetos, 1106 nucleotides. RefSeq lists its product as uncharacterized. The coding region runs from base 1 to 1017 and encodes 338 amino acids. NCBI's taxonomy places the organism in Eukaryota, Metazoa, Chordata, Aves, Accipitriformes, Accipitridae. The record is from RefSeq and is a predicted model, not a curated record. The transcript has 2 exons.
AUGUUCAUCAUCGUGGAGGUCAAAGUGGACCUGGAGAACCCCCCCACGUUGGAUGUUCAUCAUCGUGGAGAUCAAAGUGGACCUGGAGAACCCCCCCGCGUUGGAUGUUCAUCAUCGUGGAGGUCAAAGUGCUCCUGGAGACCCCCCCCAUGUUGGACGUUCAUCAUCGUGGAGGUCAAAGUGCUCCUGGAGAACCCCCCCGUGUUGGACGUUCAUCAUCGUGGAGGUCAAAGUGCUCCUGGAGACCCCCCCCAUGUUGGACGUUCAGCAUCGUGGAGGUCAAAGUGCUGCUGGAGAACCCCCCCAUGUUGGACGUUCAUCAUCGUGGAGGUCAAAGUGCUCCUGGAGAACCCCCCCGUGUUGGACGUUCAGCAUCAUGGAGAUCAAAGUGCUCCUGGAGAACCCCGCCACAUUGGACGUUCAUCAUCGUGGAGGUCAAAGUGGACCUGGAGAACCCCACCACGUUGGACGUUCAUCAUCGUGGAGGUCAAAGUGGACCUGGAGAACCCCCCCCGUGUUGGACGUUCAUCAUCGUGGAGGUCAAAGUGCUCCUGGAGAACCCCCCCGUGUUGGACGUUCAUCAUCGUGGAGGUCAAAGUGGACCUGGAGAACCCCCCCAUGUUGGACGUUCAGCAUCGUGGAGGUCAAAGUGCUCCUGGAGAACCCCCCCUGUGUUGGACGUUCAUCAUCAUGGAGAUCAAAGUGCUCCUGGAGAACCCCCCCAUGUUGGACGUUCAUCAUCGUGGAGGUCAAAGUGGACCUGGAGAACCCCCCCCCCGUGUUGGACGUUCAGCAUCGUGGAGGUCAAAGUGCUCCUGGAGAACCUCCUCUCCGUGUUGGAUGUUGAUCAUCAUGGAGGUCAAGGUGGACCUGGAGAAACCGCCCAUGUUGGAUGUUGAUCAUCAUGGAGGUCAAAGUGCUCCUGGAGACCACCCCGCCACGUUGGACGUUCAUCGUCACGGAGGUCAGGGUGCUCCUGGACACUGGGGUCCCUCGCUUGGACAUUGGGGUUCCUGACCUCUCCCCACCCUGUUUGGCUUCGUUAGGCCCCCCCCCUCGUUACCGGAGCGGGGCGCCACCCUCAUUAAAGCUGCAGCUGGUGCCGA